UCACAAACCUGAUCACGUGCAUUGCAGGUGCCUACCACGACCUCCGAGAUGGAGGGGUAGCUUGUUCAACAGUCGCUUCCGAGUGAUCGGAUCCAGACCCUCAAACCCCUUCCGUCCAUGACCCGCUCUCCCCCUUCCCCCUCUCUGUCACUCCGUGUGUGUGUGUGUGUGUGAGAUCCCUUCCCUCGAAGCUCGCACUCUCCUCCUCCCAUGGCGACGGAGCUUAUCCCGGUGGUCGACCUCCGCCUCCUCUCCCAGGCCGAGCUCAACACCCUUUCUCUCUCCUGCCCCAACGCCUUCGACCCCCGCCGCUGCGACGAUAUCGUCGUACCCAAGAUCGACCGCUCCGUCUUCAAUGAGAGCGCUGGCAGCCGCAAGCAGACAUACUCCCGCCUCCGCCUCGCCCCCCGCAAGCCCGACGGCCCCCCUUCCUCCUCCUCCUCCAUCGCUCGCCGCCGCCCCCGCGGCCUCCUCUCCUCCUCCUCCCUUCAUUCCUCCUCCGCCACGGCCGCCACCGACGGCGCCGGCGCCGAAGGUGACGACCCAGGACGCCGCGAGAAUCAGCAGAUCGUCUCCUUCCUCCGCCAGCUCUUCGCCCGUGAGGACUCCGCGCCCCCUCCUCAACUCCCAUCCCAGUCUCAAACCCUAGCCCCAGCCGUAGCCACCCCCAUCUGCGCCCUCCGGAACCACGAUGCGGGUGAUAGUAGUAGCAAGGUGUUGGUGGUGGUGGAUGAUAAGGAUCGGGAGGUUCUGAAUGCCAAGGGUGAGGCGGUGGAUUUGGUCGGGUUGGGGGAAAAGGUGGAUCCUUUCGGGGAGGAGCUCAGGCGAAGGACGGCGGGGUUAGAGGCGGAGGAGCUGCUGCGGUUUUUGAGUGGAUUGGAAGGGCAGUGGGGAAGCCGGAGGAAGAGGAGGAAGAUCGUUGAUGCUUCGGUGGUGGGGGAUGACUUGCCAAGGGGAUGGAAACUGCUUCUCGAGCUCAACAAGAACGAAGGUGUAGCCUGGCUGAACUGCCGUCGAUACGUUAGCCCAAAUGGGAAGCAGUUUGUGUCUUGCAAAGAGGUUUCUUCAUACAUACUCUCCCUUAUUGGCCACCCAAAUGAUGGGCAAUCAGUUUCUGUUCGAAAUGAUGGGAGCACUUGUGAACUUGAUAAAUUGACUCCUAGAUCCGCUGCAGGUCUUACCCAUCAAGAAGAUAUUACGGGGGAAAAUUGCUGCUUGUCUUCAGGUACCCCUAUUGCUUCUUAUUCCGCAAAUAAUCCGAAGCAAGUUGUCUUAUACAGGGCUGAGAAGCAGACAAUGGAUGAUGUGAAAAAUAUUCUGGAAUGUCAUGCAUGCAAUCUAACAUUUGGUGACAAGGACACAUAUUUGCAGCACCAGUUGUUGUUUCAUCAAAGGAGUGCGAAGCGGCGUAGACUUGGCAAAUCCAUUGGGGAUGGUGUCAUUGUAAAAGAUGGUAAAUAUGAAUGCCAGUUUUGUCACAAGACUUUUAAUGAGAGACCUCGCUACAAUGGGCAUAUUGGGGCUCAUGUGAGAUACCAAGGUCUGAGUGCUGAAGCACUGUCAGAUAAUAUUAUGACAAGAAAGAUAUUUAAUCCAUCCCCCAUAGCUGCAGUACCGUAUGGUUUGUCAGAGACUGAUUUGGCUAAACAGAAUGAAGAAACUUGUAAUGCAAAAUCUGCUGAUGAACUUCAUGUUGAUUCCUUCCAGUGGGAGACCAAGAAUCCUGAAAUUGAUCAUAAUGCAAAGUAUGGUGGUAGUGAAACUAUUGAAGUAGCCUGCACAAGCAUCUCUAUUGAUGACCAUAAUAAUGAUCAUAAUUUGAUUAAUUACAAAUCUCAUGAGAUUGUUCAGGAAAGAAAUAUCAUAGAUGACAAAUCCACUGCAUGCAUGGAUGCCAUAUCUCCUUCUGUUGUUGAUGUAAACAAUGUGGCACAAAAUUGCUCAUGUGUUACCACUCAAGAGGCUUCUACAAGCAAAUUUAUUGAUGAUCAGGCUAACAGUAUUGAUAUGAUUGAUCAUAAAUGCGAAGUUGUUGAGGCUAGUAAUGUUGGGGAUCUCAAACCUAAUGACAGCCAGGGUAAUGAUUGUGGUAACAUAGGUGGUCAUAAAUUUGAGGAGGUUAUCACAUCUAGCAAUACCAAAGAUGUCAAGCCUGACGCAUGCUUGGAUGCCAUGUUUUCCCCUCCUAAAAAUGUGGACAUUGCAACCGGUGAAACUGUUACUGAAAUUGGUCCCUCCACCAUGGGCAUUUCUGUUGACAACAUUAAUGAUUAUGACAUGACUGGCUACAAAUCUGAGGAAGUUGUGGACAUUAAUAAUGCCAUGGGUACCGCACCCAUUGAUUCUAUCUCCCCAUCUCUCCUCAAUAUGGACAUCAUGACUCACGAAACUGAUAAUGAAAUUGAUCUUUCUUCAUGUACCAUGAUUCCAGAAAUUGGAAAACAUGGCACUGACAAGAAAGUCAACUCAGAAAGUCACUUGAUAACCAUAUCAGGUAAUGAAUCAUCUUAUGGGAUUGAGACUUAUGCAAAUGAUAUUCUUGCUAGCUCCAUGGAAGAAAACAUUCUUGGUGAGCUUGAUACAUCUGGCAAUGGGUUGAAAACUGAAUUUGCAGGUUGCCAUUCAUUAUCUGACAAACAACCGGUUAUGGAGAAUAUAAUGGCUGAUGAAUUUAAUGCCUCCUGUACUGACACUACUUUUGUCAGUGGGCACACUGGGGCCAUUGAGGCUGAUGCACAUUGUAUGUUUGAUAUUGACAUGAAGGAAUCUGUAGUUGAAGAGAUGGAUAAACCUGGUAAUGUUCUGGAAAAUUGCUUUGGUGGCAGCAAUGCUGGAUGCGAAGAGGUUGUUCUGAGUGACGGUGUUGCAAACAAUGAUGGAACAAACUCCCUGCAGGGUAAUGUGACUGGCACGUCAUCAUGGGUACAUUCAGCUGAUGGUGUCCCAAUCCUUGAUAUGAUCCCAAAGCAGUGUGAAGAUGAACUCAGCAGUGCUGGCCGGAAGCACGAGAACUUACCUGGUGCAGCCAACUCUUCUGAAUUUGUUCGCUUGGCUGGUCUAGAGUCAAUAUCUGUGACUGAGCCAUCCAUUGAAAUGGGUUAUGCGACAGAACUGCAAAAUGGGACAUGCCCCUCUGCUGAGUUAGGAUGGGACGUAUCUCCAAAAAUGGUCAUUGGGUGUCAGCUAACAUCUGUGUGUGUGUGGUGUAGCAGGGAGUUCAGCCAUGAUGGUUGUGAUGCUGAACCGCCAUCUGAUUCCCUUGGCUUCAUGUGUCCGGCAUGUAAGGCAAAGAUUUUAGGUCAAUUCAGUAAACUGGACGACGAUUCUUCUGGUUAAAACAAUCAUUUUUGUGCUGACUUGUAGCUCAUUCUUCUUGUGCAACCAUGCAAGGAUACUAAAUUUUGAUAAUCUCCAACUUAUAGAUUGAUCACCA
Messenger RNA from Elaeis guineensis (African oil palm), 3433 nucleotides. RefSeq lists its product as uncharacterized. Gene Ontology annotation, molecular function: DNA binding. NCBI's taxonomy places the organism in Eukaryota, Viridiplantae, Streptophyta, Magnoliopsida, Arecales, Arecaceae. The record is from RefSeq and is a predicted model, not a curated record.